GGCAGCGCAUACACAGCCGACGUGCCACAAGGAAGAGACGACGAGGACGGUAGAGCCCCCGCGUCUGAGGCUCUCCGCGGAAAGAGGGUGGUGGUUUACAGGAAAGCUCGACCGGUUUCCUCCAUGUUUUGGAUACUUGCAUUCGCGAGUGCACAGCCUCGGACAGGAGCCCUCGCGCCGUCUAUGCCCGCAGCACCAUGAUGAAGAAGGACGUUCGUCUCAACCUGGACACGCAGAGCUCCGAGCUCAAGGCCACUCCGCUGCGCGACGCCGACGUGCUGCUCAACUCGCAGGACUUGGGGCUUCUCAAGCUGGCUUCCCCCGACCUGGAGCGCCUCAUCAUCCAGUCCAACGGGCUGGUGGGCGCCGCCAACCCGGCGCCCCAUUUCCUCUACCCGAAGUCGGCCAGCGACGAGCAGGAGUUCGCGGAAGGCUUCGUCAAGGCUCUGGAGGAUCUGCACAAGCAGAACCAGCUGAGCGAGGCGGGCUGCGUGUCUGUGGACAGACUGGAGCUCCUCGGCGCCGCCAACGCGGUGGCCUCGUCCGGGCUCCAGACGUCGGAUCUGCCCGUGUACACCACGCUGAACGGCUACGCCGCCAGCCCGCUGCACGGCGGCACCACCAUCAACUACUCCACCGACACCAUCCCCUUCCCCCCGCCUCCGUCCCACCUCACUCCGCAGCAGCAGCAGCAGCAGGCGGCGGCGGCGCUCUCCCGGCUGCAGUCCGCCGGCGGGGCCGUGAAGGACGAACCCCAGACGGUUCCGGACAUGCAGAGCCUCGGGGACAGCCCGCCUCUCUCCCCGAUUGACAUGGACAACCAGGAGCGCAUUAAGGCGGAGAGAAAAAAGCUGCGCAACCGGAUAGCUGCCUCCAAGUGCCGCAAGCGGAAACUGGAGCGGAUCUCUCGGCUGGAGGACAAAGUGAAGAGCCUGAAGACGCAGAACACCGAGCUGGCGUCCACGGCCAGCGUGCUCCGGGAGCAGGUGGCCCAGCUCAAGCAGAAGGUGAUGAACCACGUCAGCAGCGGGUGCCAACUUUUGCCAAACCAGGUCCAAGCUUACUAAUUCCACAAAUGCCUAACAAUGACUUUGGAGGCAUAUUUUGGUCAAUGCACUCUGCAGGUGAACUGAAAGGUUCAAAAGUUGUGAGUUGCAGCCCGCUGCUGUGCGACUCAAUGCAACCGGGUUGUUGGGAAACAGCCAUGUAGCAAAGUGCCAUGCAGCACCACCAAUGUACACUUGCAGGGCUGUCAAACUCAUAUCUGUCGUGAGCCAUAUUGUAGUCAUGGAUUCCCCUCACAUGGCUGUAAAAGACCAUUUACAGUAAAUGUAUAAUCGCCUCAUUGUAUUACAUGUAUGUAACAAACUCAUGCAUAAGUAGUUUGGAAAAUAGUUAGGCUAUUGCUCGAUUUACAGUGGUACCUUAAUUUACCAGUUGAAUUUGUUCCGUGCAAAGCUUUUUUUAAAAAAAUAUUUACUCUUAUAACAAAUCAAUUUUCCGCAAUGAAAUGAAUUGAAAUUCCAUUCAUCUGUUUCAGCCCCUACAAAACGUUUGUUUUAAUAGAGAAAAAUAGCACUGUAUUGUGGACGAAAAAGAAAAACAGGUUUUAUAACGUAAUAACUGAACGUACUGUACUGUAAUAUUCACUUGUUGGCUGGAGGACUUUCAGGGCUUUGGCCUAGUAAGUCACAUCAGGAGUCAGUUUGGAUGGUUCGUCUGAGUGUGAGCAUCUGUGCGCGAGUUGUGGCUUACAGCAGCUCCUUGCGAGUGUUCUCAUUUUGAAUUUGCGUUUGACCGUUUGUCCCGGCAACUGUGGCUCUCCUUGCUCAAAUGCGAGGGAAUUACAGUACAUAAAUUGCUCAAUUUCCCCCCCCCCACUUAACUCUUGUGCCGGUGUAUCUUAAUUUGCUUGUACCUCAAAUUUUGACAAAGCAAAAUAAAGAUCAGAUAAGCGACUUUCACUCCUAAGUUGGGGCACUUGUAAGUCAGGGUACCACUGUCUUUUAAAAAGGGCUUGGUUUGUAAUAAAUGCUUGGAAAAUCUGAACAUUAUUAAAAGUGAAGACAAUUUGCAAUUCCGGUACAGACUUUCCGCAAGAAACAUGAAGUAGGCGCACAUAAUUUGCUUCUUUGGGCCACAACAAAUGAUGUGGUGGGCUGAAUCUGGCCCCCGGGCUAUGAGUUUGACACCUGUGGUGUACAGGAUAGUAUUGAUGGACAAUCUCAACAGCCAAAUGGAAGGGUCUCACCAAGUGCUGCCAUCCACCUGUAUGUGUAUGUAUUUUUUUGUGGGUGUGUGUAUAUAUAUAUAUAUAUAUAUAUAUACAUACACACAAACACUGCCUUACUUGUUUACAAGCACUUAGCAAUGACAAAUAUAAUUUUUUUUCAUUUACUGAAGCAUUUAUUUACUUUUUGUUGUUUUGUUUUUCAAAAAUCAACACUGUAUGUGUUGUAGCAGUUGUGGGCGGUAAACCAUUGUAUUCCAUUGUAUUUUGCCUCCAUGGUGGCUGCUUAGUAGAGUUUAGGCGUCAAACUUCCAUGAAUGUACGUGUAUGUAUUGGGAAGACCCAUUUAUCUGUGUAUGACGGACUUUCAUCUCUCUACCUGACAUUUAUUCAAUUCACUACAUUACUACAGCUAAAGCUGUUUUUGCUUAUAUUGUAAAUAAUAAAAAGCCUUUUCUUACCA
This is a messenger RNA of Phycodurus eques (leafy seadragon), 2693 nucleotides long. Its product is annotated as transcription factor JunD-like. The record is from RefSeq and is a predicted model, not a curated record. Gene Ontology annotation, cellular component: transcription regulator complex. NCBI's taxonomy places the organism in Eukaryota, Metazoa, Chordata, Actinopteri, Syngnathiformes, Syngnathidae. The transcript has a single exon. The coding region runs from base 198 to 1067 and encodes 289 amino acids. Gene Ontology annotation, biological process: regulation of cell cycle; regulation of cell population proliferation; regulation of transcription by RNA polymerase II. Gene Ontology annotation, molecular function: DNA-binding transcription factor activity, RNA polymerase II-specific; RNA polymerase II cis-regulatory region sequence-specific DNA binding; transcription factor binding.